UGGAUCUCCACUUUCUUACCUAGAAAAUGACUCUAAUGCCUUGCUCAGCUUUCCUAUUUAGUGGUUCUGUUUCACUUAUUAUUAGAUUAUGAACAAUUAUAAUAACAGCCAGCGCAUUAAGGUCGGCUGUGAGCUGGACGGUUUCCAUAAUUCAUCAUUUUAAAUUUCCAUAGUAGUCAUGAGAGGCUUUGUGAGGCACUCACUAUCUGGAUGGGCAGAUACAAGGAGAGAGCACUGAACAGCCAGGAGGUGUGAAUAAAGGUAAGAUCAAGCCUGAAGAGAUAACCUGUCUUAUAAUCAGUAAGAGGUGCUGUUGGCAAUAAGUAAGAAAAUUUGGGGCAGGUUACUUGUGGAAGUCAGACCAAAGAGCAGGAAGGUAUUACAGCAAGAUGGAUUUGGGAAAGGACCAAUCUCACUUGAAACUCCAUCAGACACCUAAUCCUCAUCAAGAAGAGAACCAUGUUCCAGAAGUCAUUGGAACUUGGAAUUUGCGAAACAGAGAGCAACUCAGAAAAAGGAAAGCUGAAGCACAAGAGAAGCAAAAUUUGCAAUGGCAUUUUGGAGAGAAAAAAUGCAAGCGGCCAAGGACAGGAAAAGGAAAUAAAAGAGGCAGAAAGAGACAACAAAAUACAAAACUGAAGGAGGAAUCUCAGUCACAAUUUAAAAAGGACAUGAGGGAGAAAGCACUGGCACCUAUGGAGAAAGAAACUGAACCGCCUAGGAGUAUAACCGAAGUGCUGUCUCUGGUAGCCUCUCCCAAAAAAGUUGUGCCUGAGAGACAAUUUUCUACAGUGGAUCAAGAAAGCAUUAUACAUCAGGAAAAUUCUUCUGAGUUACAAGAAACAGUGGUACAAAACCAUCCUUCUGAAACAUGCCAAGAUGUGGCUGACCCUGGAGCCCUCUCUCCUAAAAUAUGCCAAGAAACAGCCGUACUUCAAGGCCAUCCUUCUAAAACGUGUCCAGAUAUGGCUGAACCUGAAGCCCUCUCUCUUACAAUGUGCCAGGAAACAGCCGUAUUUCAAAACCAUCCUUCCAGAUUGUGCCCUGAUAUGGCUGAACCUGAAGCCCUCUUUCCUAAAAUGUGCCAAGAAACAGCUGUAGUCAAAGUCCUUCCUUCUAAAACACCUGAAGACAUAGCUGACCUGGAAGGAUGCUCUCUUGAAGCAUUCCCCAAACCAGAUAUGCCUAAAGGGUAUGUUCUUGAAACAUACCAAAAAAGAGCUGAACCUGAGGAAUACAAUUCUGAACCAGAUCAAGCAAUGGCUGAGGUUGAAAGCUUCUUUCCUAAAACAGAAGAAAUAGCUGUACCUAAAGACCUUUCUACAAAAACACACCAAGAGUCAGUUGAACCUGAACACUUCUCUUAUGAAACAUAUAAAGAAAUUGCUGUGCCUAAAGCAUCCUCUCGAAACACAGUCCAAGAAAUGCCUGCUCCUGAGGAAUAUCCCCCUGAAAUAUAUCAAGAAACACCUGGACCUGAGGAUUGUUCACCUGAAAUAUACCAAGAAACACUUGGGCCUGAAGACUAUUCACCUGGAAUAUACCAAGAGACACCUGGGCCUGAAGACUAUUCACCUGAAAUAUACCAAGAAACACUUGGGCCUGAAGAUCUUUCUACUAAGGCAUAUAAAAAUAAGGAUCUGCCUAAAGAAUGCUUUUCAGAACCAUACCAAGAAACAGGUGGGCCCCAAGGCCAGGAUCCUAAAGCACACCAGGAGGAUGCUAAGGAUGUUUAUACUUUUCCUCGAGAAAUGAGAGAAAAACCCAAAGCAGAAGAACCAGAGAUACCAGCAAUUCCAAAUGUUCCUCAAGAAAUUCAUCCAGAAAAUGAUGUCUUUAGUUAUGUUUUGUUUUAACAAUGCUCAACCAUCAAUAGUUGUCCAACAAAAUACACAUCUUAAUAUAUUA
Molecule: messenger RNA, 1908 nt
Organism: Callorhinus ursinus (northern fur seal)
Lineage: Eukaryota; Metazoa; Chordata; Mammalia; Carnivora; Otariidae
Gene: HEMGN
Product: hemogen
Biological process (GO): cell differentiation; regulation of osteoblast differentiation
Cellular component (GO): nucleoplasm
Source: RefSeq, a predicted model, not a curated record